CAGGGCUUCAACCAUCAUUUGCAACGGCCGUACGCCCGCCAUCCGAUUCGCCGAUUCACCGACUGUGAGCUGCAAAACCCCCGGCGAUGAACGGAGGCGAGGAUGGAGUGGCGGUGCUUUGGAGCGAACGGCUCACCGCCGUCAACAAGCAGAUGGAGGGCAUCCUGAUGGAACUCCACAGGCAACUCUGUGUGGACCAUCAGCUGGCCAUCCAGGAUUUGCGCCAGAAGGGCCAGAUGUCCCUCUUGAAGAGUGCCAGCUUCGGGUCAGGUGCCAAGAGCAAGUCCAAGCCUGGGACUGUGCGUAUCAGCCACAGUAUGAGCCGCGGUGCCAGCAAGGAGAGGCUCGACACGGAGGAGGAAGUGCCGGAGAAGCCCCCAAGCCUCUUCUCCCAGCGAUCCACCAUGCAGAUCGGACAGAACCUCAUUGACGUGUGGCCAGCCUGGAAGGAGCAGCGCACGGAUGGCACGGACCUGGUGCGGGACAUGGCCCGGGAGAAGACGCUCCACGAGAAGAACGCGCAGACCUCGCCGGAGUCCUCGAUCCCAAUGUUCGUGCGCAUGCAAACGGUGAACUUCACCACGAUCCCAUCCGGCUCCUGGGCCAUCAGGCCAUCCAGCAUGCAGUUCCUCCUUUGGAACCUGCUCUUUCUCAUCGUGCUCUUCUAUGACUGCGUGAGCUUCCCACUGUCGGCCUUCAAAAUCGAGCAUCUGUUCUUGACGCCCAACAUGGUGGCAGCUGCUUUCUGGACGUCUGACUUUGUGGUGUCCUUCUUUGUGGGGUACGACACCUCUGACGGCACAUGUGAGGUCCGGCUUCACAAGACGGCGGCCCGCUAUGCCCGGACGUGGAUGAUACCGGACCUCGUCGUCAUUGUCGUUGACUGGGUCAUGUUGUACCUGGCCCUCGUGGAAGCAGACUCUGGAGCCAAUCCGGCAGGCUUUGCCCGGAUCGGCAAGUCAGUGCGCUAUAUGAGGAUCAUGCGGGUGAUGCGGCUCUUGCGACUCCGCAAGAUUCAAGAGGCCAUGCACCAGUGUGACGAGAUCAUCAACUUGCAGUACUUCUCCAUCAUCCAGAAGCUGAUCAUGAACAUGGUCUGGAUCCUGUUGCUGUCCCACUUCAUUGGCUGCGGAUGGUACGCCAUCGGCAUGGAAGACUUUGGCCAGGAGACCUGGGUGAGCCCCGAGUUGCUGGACCGACCCCUGGAGUACAGGUACCUGACGGCCUUGCAUUGGUCUAUCACGCAGUUCACACCUGGAUCUAUGAACGUGCAGCCCGUGAACAGCGUGGAGCGGCUCUACAGCGUGGUGGUGCUUGUCUUGGGCAUGGUGGUCUUCUCCUCCACGGUGAGUUCCAUUACCGCGGCCACCAACAAUUUGAAGGACAUCAACGCGGUCUACAAGCACCAGAUCUGGACAAUGCGACGGUACUUCCGGGAGCAGAAAAUCUCAGCUGCGCUGACUCAUAGGGUUCUGCGCUACACAGAAGCGAUCAUCAAGCCAAAGUACCAGAAGGUGAAUGUGGACCAGGUGAAGAUUCUGCCUUUACUGCCGCAGAUGCUCACGAAGGAGAUCGCCCGAGAGAUGUACGAGAAGCACCUGACUGUGCAUCCCCUGUUUGACGCCUUGAGCGACACGAACACCAGCCUCAUGCAGAUGCUGUGCUGCAUUGUGAAGGAGUCCAUGCUGGAGAAGGGGGAGAUGAUCUUCAGCCCCGGGCAGGUUUGUACCUCCAUGUAUUUCGUGUCGCACGGCACUUUGGAGUACUUCCUUUGGCAGGAAGCAAGAGCAGAGACCCUGGAGAGCAAGACCAGCUUUUGCGAGGCAGUGCUGUGGACGCCGUGGGUUCACCAGGGGAGGAUGUAUGCCCGCUAUGAGUCCACCAUCAUCGCUCUUGAUGCGAAGCAGUUCCAUGAAGUUGCUCAGAGCUUCAGCGCAGACAUGGAGAUGCUGAGGAUAUAUGCGGACGAGUUUGUGCAUGCCAUGAAUGAUCUGGCCGGCAACUUUACGGAGACUGAGGAGGAUGACCAGGAGCUGUCGGACCUGUUCUAUGCCCAGACCGCCUUUGACCUUUUGCCCGCCAGACGAGACUUCUCUGAGGGGGCUGCCAUUCCCAUGCCGGGCUACUACUUGAAGAGGGUCAUGAAACAGCUGGUCCCGGUUUCACCGGGGACAAGCCCCACAUGCGUGGACAUCAGCCAGGUGCCGGAGAGCCAAAUUGAGGCGAGCAAGUCUACAGACUCCGCGAUCUUCGAGAUGAGUCCCCUCGACGACUCAUUGUCCGAAGACUUCGUGGAUGCAAGGGCGUGACGCUGCGACGCUUGGCCUCCUGAGCCCGGAGGAAUGCUGAGCGACUGGACGCUCUGCGCAGGGCAACUCGGGGAUGGGUCGAAAUUCUAGGGUUGCUCCUUUGGCCGGCCGUUCCUCGA
Effrenium voratum is the source of this 2428-nucleotide messenger RNA. The record is from the annotation of a GenBank genome assembly. Lineage: Eukaryota; Dinophyceae; Suessiales; Symbiodiniaceae.